AUGGAUAGUACAAAACACAACGUCCCUCAUCUGGACAAUGUUGACGAUGCAUCUCGUCAAAAGAUUAAGAACCAUAUCACAGUGGGCCCCUACUCGUCCAAGCAAGUCUCGCAAAGCGCUGAAAUGACGCGCGAGCAGCCCGCUGUAGUGGCGCCUGAAUUGGCCGAUAGCAGGAAUGGUCCUGUACCUGAGUUUGGUCAAGAUGCACAAACAGGACCCGAGUUUGUUGGCAAGGAGGACCCUGCAAAUGAUUCACUUGCGAAGAAGAAGACGCUGGUACAGAAGAUGAAAGGCCUAUUCAAGAAAUAA
Molecule: messenger RNA, 309 nt
Organism: Malassezia pachydermatis
Lineage: Eukaryota; Fungi; Basidiomycota; Malasseziomycetes; Malasseziales; Malasseziaceae
Exons: 2
Coding region: 1-309 (102 amino acids)
Source: RefSeq, a predicted model, not a curated record